Molecule: messenger RNA, 1725 nt
Organism: Haliotis rubra (blacklip abalone)
Lineage: Eukaryota; Metazoa; Mollusca; Gastropoda; Lepetellida; Haliotidae
Product: protein ABHD11-like
Exons: 7
Coding region: 99-1004 (301 amino acids)
Cellular component (GO): mitochondrion
Molecular function (GO): catalytic activity
Source: RefSeq, a predicted model, not a curated record
GCAUGUGCGUGCCGUGACAAUUCGUCUGCUAGUACGAAAGGCGAUCAUUGAGUGUUUCGGUCAGAAAGACAUGUAGUGUUCAUCACCGCCGUAAAGAAAUGAACACUACUCUUCUGCGGGCUUUGUGCAACUCUUCUGUACACAAAUGCCUACGUAACAUGAGCACAAAGACAAAGCAAUCUUAUCCAAAGGCUGUGAAAUUGUCGUACACUGAACAUGACUUUGAGCAGACUGGCAGCUGGGAGGUGGGUAGCCUAGGCAACAAAGAUUAUGCCCCACUUCUGGUACUACAUGGUCUGUUUGGUUCCAAGUCAAACUGGCACAGUAUUGCCAAGAAGCUGGCUGCAGAGGGGCAAAGGGUAAUAACUGUUGAUGGUCGUAACCAUGGAGACAGUGAACACAGUCCUUACAUGGACUACUAUGCCAUGAGGGAUGAUGUUCUGAGAUUGAUGGAUGACCUUCACCUUGAGCAGACGGUUCUGGUUGGUCACAGCAUGGGAGGCAAGAUCGCGAUGACUCUUGCUUUGUCACAGCCUGAGCGUCUGAAGGGCCUGGUCGUGGUGGAUGUUGCACCUGUGACCAGCCCUGGUGGGAGGUUGCUGCUGUCGUAUGCGGAGAGGAUGCGGCAGAUCGUUCCUGAUGAGGCGGAUGUGCAACUCAGACCAAUUGUUGAGAGUUCGCUAGUGCGGCAGUUCCUGCUGACUAACCUGGUGGAGAAACAUGGCACGGUGCAGUGGAGACUGAACUUGGACGCCGUCAUUGACAAUUACCACCAUGUCAUGGAAUUCCCAGAAUUUUCUCACCCUUUUGAGAAACCUACAAAAUUCAUUGGAGGAAGUUUGUCACAUCAUAUAAGUUCCGAAACAAUCCCCGAGAUCAAGACUCUGUUUCCGAUGGCGGACAUCACCCACAUCCCUGGUGCAGGACACUGGGUCCAUUCGGAAAACACGCCGGAGUUCAUCAACAUCCUGUCUGACUUCCUCACACAGGAGAACCUGUCUUGAUGCUGGUCGCACCAUGCAACUGUCUCCACAAAUGUAGAUACUAUGUUAACUUUAAUAUACUAGUAUUUAUAUUUCCUCUUUCAACAAGAACCAGUAUGGGUUCAGUUUCCUCAUGCUAGAGAGCUUGUCUUGAUAAUGUUGAAACGACAUCUCAUAUCUAGUCUCCACAGAUGUAGAUAUUAUUUUAACAUGAUUAUAUAACUUCAUUCAACAAAGACCAGUCUGUGAUGAUUCACAAAUUGGACAAAAAGAUUACAUCAAAAUCAGGAUCAACAAAAAAAUCAAAUGUUAUGCAUUUUACAUACUUUUUGUAGUAACAUAGCAUAUGCAAUGUAGCGGCUAGUUUAUCUCCACUACAGAUGUGAGUGUUCCAUCAUCCUGAUCAUUUCUAGUUUCAUAACAAAUUUUUAAUUUUCUGUUAUAGUUCAGUCCAUCAACAACUUGAUACAUGGAUAUAUUAACUCUUACAGUCCAUGGAGCGUAGUCUUCUGUUUACUAUGUGGCAUUAUACUGUAAACAAUUUACAAUGAUCACUAGUGAGAUUAGAAUUAUAAUUGUAUUUGAUACAUUAUUUCCAUUGUGAUUUAAGUCUGUGAUGUGUGUACUUACAAGCUUGUUAUUAUCUGUGUCAUGUUGCUGUGUACCAGGGAUUUACCUGGAGUCCUGUAUUUGAGGGUCCCUGGGACUCAUACUCUUAAUUUUCAGGGGGUCCUGGACAACA